Molecule: messenger RNA, 7822 nt
Organism: Manis pentadactyla (Chinese pangolin)
Lineage: Eukaryota; Metazoa; Chordata; Mammalia; Pholidota; Manidae
Gene: ABCC9
Product: ATP binding cassette subfamily C member 9
Exons: 42
Coding region: 638-5284 (1548 amino acids)
Biological process (GO): transmembrane transport; potassium ion transport
Cellular component (GO): membrane
Molecular function (GO): ATP binding; sulfonylurea receptor activity; ATP hydrolysis activity
Source: RefSeq, a predicted model, not a curated record
GCACCGCGCACCCCAGGUUUGCCGCGCCGGUGCAGAAAGCUGGGCCGCGCGGGGGUGGGGAGGGUCUCUAGACCGAGGCGCUGCGCUCGGGGCUUCUGCCCAGUUUCCUGCCUCGGAGUCGCCGAGUCCGCCCCAGCUCAGAGCAGUUUGUGCAAUUUAGAAACUCGAUAGGAGGCAGCAGCUGAUCUCCCACCACCCUAAAAAUAAUACGCUCCGGCGCUCUGCGUGCUUCGGCUAGGGGAGGAAAACUACCUUCGGAGUGAGAGUCCUGCGUCCUGGUUUGAAAUAUACGCUUAAGACAGUGUAGCAAGCUCGUGUUUUGAAGGUUGCCCAAGAGCAGGAGUAGGUGUUUGAAGCUACGGCAAGCGAUUGCCCAAGGGAAAAGUAUUGUUUGUGACCAUUGCUAAAUCAGUUAUCAAUGAAAGGGAAGAGAGAAAAGGUUCAAGGCUGGAUGAUGGAGUGGGAAGAACAAUUUAUAGUCAGAUACGUGGUGUGGCUCUCCCCUACUUUGCUGGUUGGCAAAUUACAGUAUCGCUUUCAUAAAAUACAAAUAACUCCACCAACAUUGCCUGGUUGUUCUGAAGACAACAUAAUGUAUUCAAAGUUUCCAGAAUUGAAAUAAGCCAUCUAAGAAGAAAUGAGCCUUUCAUUUUGUGGUAACAACAUUUCAUCAUAUAAUAUCUAUGAUGGUGUAUUACAAAAUCCCUGCUUUGUAGAUGCCCUCAACCUGGUCCCUCAUGUAUUCCUGUUGUUUAUCACUUUUCCAAUAUUGUUUAUUGGGUGGGGAAGUCAAAGCUCAAAAGUACAAAUUCAUCACAACACAUGGCUUCAUUUUCCUGGACAUAACCUGAGAUGGAUUCUUACAUUUGCUCUUCUGUUUGUACAUGUUUGUGAAAUAGCAGAAGGCAUUGUUUCAGAUUCACGGCGUGAGUCGCGGCACCUUCACCUCUUCAUGCCGGCGGUGAUGGGAUUUAUUGCCACCACAACGUCAAUAGUAUAUUAUCAUAAUAUUGAAACAUCAAAUUUUCCUAAAUUACUUUUAGCCCUAUUUCUGUAUUGGGUAAUGGCCUUUAUUACAAAAACCAUAAAAUUGGUCAAGUACUGGGAGUUUGGUUGGGGAAUAUCAGACCUGCGUUUCUGCAUCACAGGCAUGAUGGUCAUCUUGAACGGACUCCUGAUGGCUGUGGAGAUCAAUGUCAUUCGGAUCAGAAGAUAUGUAUUCUUCAUGAAUCCUCAGAAAGUAAAGCCUCCUGAAGACCUCCAGGACCUGGGUGUGAGAUUUCUUCAACCAUUUGUGAAUUUACUGUCAAAGGCAACAUACUGGUGGAUGAACACGCUUAUCAUACCUGCUCAUAAAAAGCCUAUUGAUCAGAAGGCAAUUGGAAAAUUACCAAUAGCAAUGAGGGCGGUAACAAAUUAUGUUUGCCUGAAAGAUGCAUAUGAAGAACAGAAGAAAAAAGUAGCAGAUCAUCCAAAUAGGACUCCAUCUAUAUGGCUAGCAAUGUACAGAGCUUUUGGGCGACCAAUUCUACUUAGUAGCACAUUCCGUUACCUUGCUGACUUACUGGGCUUUGCUGGACCUCUCUGCAUAUCUGGGAUAGUUCAGCGUGUGAAUGAAACCCAGAAUGGGACAAAUAAUACAACAGGAACGUCGGAAACCCUCUCAUCAAAGGAAUUUCUUGAAAAUGCUUAUGUUCUAGCAGUCCUUCUUUUCUUGGCUCUUAUUCUGCAAAGGACAUUUUUGCAGGCUUCCUACUAUGUGACCAUAGAGACUGGCAUUAAUCUCCGUGGAGCUCUGCUGGCCAUGAUAUACAAUAAAAUCCUUAGGCUCUCUACAUCUAAUUUAUCCAUGGGUGAGAUGACCCUCGGACAGAUCAAUAACUUGGUCGCCAUUGAAACUAAUCAGCUCAUGUGGUUCUUGUUCCUGUGUCCUAAUCUAUGGGCGAUGCCUGUUCAGAUCAUUAUGGGAGUGAUUCUGCUCUAUAAUUUACUGGGAUCAAGUGCACUGGUCGGUGCGGCUGUCAUUGUACUCCUGGCACCAAUUCAGUACUUCAUUGCUACGAAGUUAGCAGAGGCUCAGAAAAGCACCCUUGAUUAUUCCACUGAGAGACUGAAGAAAACAAACGAAAUAUUGAAAGGCAUCAAACUUCUGAAGUUAUAUGCCUGGGAGCACAUCUUUUGCAAAAGCGUGGAAGAAACGCGAAUGAAAGAACUAUCCAGUCUCAAAACCUUUGCACUUUACACAUCACUCUCCAUCUUCAUGAAUGCAGCAAUUCCCAUAGCGGCUGUUCUUGCUACGUUUGUGACCCACGCCUAUGCUAGUGGGAACGAUCUAAAACCUGCAGAGGCCUUUGCUUCCCUGUCUCUCUUUCACAUCCUGGUCACUCCGCUCUUCCUGCUUUCCACGGUGGUCAGAUUUGCGGUCAAAGCCAUCAUAAGUGUUCAAAAGCUGAAUGAGUUUCUCUUGAGUGACGAGAUUGGUGAGGACAGCUGGCGAACCGGUGAAGGGUCUCUUCCUUUUGAGUCCUGUAAGAAACACACUGGAGUCCCGAAAACUAUAAACAGGAAGCAGCCUGGCAGAUAUCACCUGGACAGCUAUGAGCAGCCAGCAAGACGUCUACGUCCUGUGGAGACUGAGGACAUUGCAAUAAAGGUCACAAAUGGGUACUUUUCAUGGGGCAGUGGUUUAGCUACAUUAUCCAAUAUAGAUAUUCGAAUUCCAACAGGUCAGUUAACAAUGAUUGUGGGUCAAGUGGGAUGUGGGAAGUCCUCUCUUCUCCUUGCCAUCCUUGGUGAGAUGCAGACACUGGAAGGAAAAGUUCACUGGAACAAUGUAAAUGAAUCUGAACCCUCUUUUGAAGCACCCAGAAGUAGGAACAGGUAUUCUGUGGCUUAUGCAGCUCAGAAACCUUGGCUAUUAAAUGCUACGGUAGAAGAAAAUAUUACCUUUGGAAGUCCUUUCAACAAACAGAGGUACAAAGCUGUCACAGAUGCCUGUUCUCUUCAGCCAGACAUUGACUUACUACCGUUUGGAGACCAAACUGAAAUUGGAGAGAGGGGCAUCAACCUGAGUGGGGGUCAGAGGCAAAGAAUCUGUGUGGCACGAGCUCUCUAUCAAAAUACCAACAUUGUCUUUCUGGAUGAUCCAUUCUCUGCCCUGGACAUCCACUUAAGUGAUCACUUAAUGCAGGAAGGGAUCCUGAAAUUUCUCCAAGAUGACAAACGGACACUGGUUCUUGUGACUCACAAAUUACAGUAUCUAACACAUGCUGACUGGAUCAUAGCCAUGAAAGAUGGAACUGUGCUAAGAGAAGGCACCUUGAAGGACAUACAGACCAAAGAUGUCGAGCUUUAUGAGCACUGGAAAACACUCAUGAAUCGGCAAGAUCAAGAAUUAGAAAAGGAUAUGGAAGCUGACCAAACAACUUUAGAGAGGAAAACUCUCCGAAGAGCCAUGUAUUCGAGAGAGGCUAAAGCCCAACUGGAGGAUGAAGAUGAAGAAGAAGAAGAGGAGGAAGAUGAAGAUGAUAAUAUGUCCACUGUAAUGAGGCUCAGGACUAAAAUGCCAUGGAAAACCUGUUGGCGGUACCUUACUUCUGGAGGCUUCUUCUUGCUUUUCUUGAUGAUUUUCUCCAAGCUUCUGAAACAUUCAGUCAUUGUAGCUAUAGACUAUUGGCUGGCCACAUGGACAUCAGAGUACAGUAUAAACAAUACUGGAAAAGCUGAUCAGACCUACUAUGUGGCUGGAUUUAGCAUACUUUGUGGGGCAGGUAUUUUCCUCUGCCUUGUUACAUCUCUCACCGUAGAAUGGAUGGGUCUCACAGCUGCUAAAAAUCUUCACCACAAUCUCCUCAAUAAGAUAAUUCUUGGACCAAUCAGAUUCUUUGAUACCACACCCCUGGGCCUGAUUCUCAAUCGCUUUUCAGCUGAUACAAAUAUCAUUGAUCAGCACAUCCCUCCCACCUUGGAAUCUCUAACUCGCUCAACACUGCUCUGCGUGUCUGCCAUUGGCAUGAUUUCUUACGCCACCCCCGUGUUCCUGGUUGCUCUUGUGCCGCUUGGGGUCGCCUUUUAUUUUAUCCAGAAAUACUUCCGAGUGGCCUCUAAGGACCUCCAAGAACUUGACGAUAGUACCCAGCUCCCUCUGCUUUGCCACUUCUCAGAAACAGCUGAAGGACUCACCACCAUCCGGGCAUUUAGGCAUGAAACCAGAUUUAAGCAACGUAUGCUGGAACUGACGGAUACAAACAACAUUGCCUACUUAUUUCUCUCAGCUGCCAACAGAUGGCUGGAGGUCAGAACGGAUUAUCUGGGAGCCUGCAUUGUCCUCACUGCGUCUAUUGCAUCCAUUAGCGGGUCCUCCAAUUCCGGAUUGGUGGGCUUAGGUCUCCUGUAUGCGCUUACGAUAACCAAUUACUUGAAUUGGGUUGUGAGGAACUUGGCUGACCUGGAAGUCCAGAUGGGGGCAGUGAAGAAAGUGAACAGUUUCUUGACUAUGGAGUCUGAGAACUAUGAAGGCACCAUGGAUCCUUCUCAAGUGCCCGAACAUUGGCCACAGGAAGGGGAGAUCAAGAUUCAUGAUCUGUGUGUCAGAUAUGAAAAUAACCUGAAACCUGUUCUUAAACAUGUCAAGGCUUACAUUAAACCCGGGCAAAAGGUGGGCAUAUGUGGCCGCACUGGCAGCGGAAAGUCAUCGUUAUCUCUGGCUUUCUUCAGAAUGGUCGACAUAUUUGAUGGGAAGAUUGUCAUUGAUGGGAUAGACAUUUCAAAACUACCACUGCACACGCUACGCUCUAGACUUUCAAUCAUUCUUCAGGAUCCGAUACUGUUCAGCGGUUCUAUUAGAUUUAAUUUAGAUCCAGAGUGCAAGUGCACAGAUGACAGACUCUGGGAGGCUCUAGAAAUUGCUCAGCUGAAGAACAUGGUCAAAUCUCUACCAGGAGGUCUAGAUGCAGUUGUCACUGAAGGGGGAGAGAAUUUUAGCGUUGGACAGAGACAGCUGUUUUGCCUUGCCAGGGCCUUUGUACGCAAGAGCAGCAUCCUCAUCAUGGACGAGGCGACAGCGUCCAUCGACAUGGCCACGGAAAAUAUUUUGCAGAAAGUGGUAAUGACAGCUUUUGCAGACCGCACCGUUGUUACAAUAGCUCAUCGGGUUCACACUAUUCUGACGGCAGACCUAGUUAUUGUGAUGAAGCGUGGAAACAUCUUAGAAUAUGACACUCCAGAAAGCCUCUUAGCUCGGGAGGAUGGAGUAUUUGCUUCUUUUGUUCGUGCAGACAUGUGACGAGAUGUCUUUAAAGAAUACCUAUUGAAAAUAAUGCAGUCAUUACCUACUUAAAGGAUCAUCACCUUGACCUUCAUAAAGGGUUAUCUUAAACUUUUACACAAUUUUGUUAAGUUUAUCUGUUAUGCUGUGGAAAUUUGUAAUUAACAAUGUCACUUUACAAAUGAAUAUUGUAUUUCCUAUGCUGACAUUUCUUCCUAGUUCUUGUUUUCCAGGAUAUUACUAUUUAAUAUAUUCAUUACUGAUGUUUUUCUAAUGAUUAAGCCACUUUACCUUUAAGAAUAGCAGGUUGUACUAAAACAUGUAAGCUGCUUUAAGUGGUAAAUCAACAGCUAUGUUUUCUCAUAAUUUUAAGUCUGGUAAAUAUCUCUCAGGCAUAGAACUUACAAUGAAUAUUCAGUAUUAUUAUGCUUCUUUUUGUAAAACUGUAUUUUCCUUUUGUUGGUAUCCCCAAAUAUUAUUGGAAGAAAAUAAAAGGACAGUUUUUCUAAUCAGUCAGAAAAAUCAAACACUCAAAUUCAUUACCUACUGUAUGAAAAUAUUUCCUAUAUUCAGUAACAUUGUAAUACUGAUGUUUCCUUUAGCAUCUCUCUUUUUUUUCAUCUAAAUUGUCUCCUGUCACCAAGGAGUAGUCACAUUUAUAGUAGUUCUGUAAAGCCAAAGCCUUAACCAGAAAGAUCAAAAGUUUGCAUAUCUGAAAGAAUUCUACUCAGGGUUCCACACUUCCCUGUCUAGUAAAGAGAGAGUUCUUAAGAUAUCAAGCAUAAUGUGCCUUUUCCAGACUGAUGCUCAAAGAGUAAUUAGGUUCAAUCCUUCAAUGGCAGGCCAACUAAAGCUUUCUAUGGUUUAAUUCAUCAUUAGAUGUAGUUAUGACCCUGAGCCCCCAAAUUCCACAUUAUACACACACAUCUAUGUGUACAUAUGUACAUAAAACAAGUGUCAUUUCUAGGUGAAAGAGUCUACUUCUUUAGACAUUUGUACCCAAUGGGGUCACAUACGUAUACAUUUGUUCCUGCUCUAAUUUUAAUGGACAUAAAAAAGUGGAUCAAAAACGUUGUUCUAAUUUAAUGUGCAUAUUAAGAGAGCAUCAGAUUUUGAUGGGGUAUUAAUGUUGUUUUGCUUAAAUGUAAGUAAGUUCAAAAUACUGAAAGUUACCAUCACUGUCAUGCUGGCAGCCAGAGCUCCUUACUACAAUUCUGGGCCCUCUAGUAUAAAUGUCACUGAUUUCAUAUGAGGAUCUGCAUGCAUUCUAUGAUUUUGAAGAAUUAUGAUUGAUGGAAAAAAUUGAUGUGCCCUCCCCACAUUUCCUGUGUUGUUUAUUGUGUUGAGUAUUCACUCUUGGAAAAUUUGGAUUACUUGUUUAACUAGAAAUAUGACUAGGCCUUCACCUGAAUAGAGUCCUGAUAUUUGCCUAAAAUAAAUUCCACAAGGAUGGAAAAAAUUACCCUAUGUUAUUUAACUUAAAUUGUCACCUCUUGCUAUAUAUAUAUAUAUAUAUAUAUAUAUAUACAAAACUUCAUUAGGAGAAAAAUCUAUCAUUUCCUGGAAGCUAAACAGAACAGAAUCAGUAACUAUUAAUUCGAUUUUGAAAAUUUUUUUUAAAUUCCACCAUCCUCCUCAAAAUAUUUCUGGCAUGCAAAUGUUUUUAUAAGGCUGAAUUUAUAUGAUGUCUGUUAAUCAAAUUAUAUCUCAUUCUUACCGAGAAAGGGAGAUUACCCAUAGAAAUAAUCCCUCAAAAUAUUUGUAAAUUUUACCACUCUGCAGGCAAUGUCAGCAGAAGAAUUUCUAAUUACCCUAAACUGAAAGUCAUGUUUUUCAUUCUUAUCACCAAGUGGCGGCUGGCUCCGCCAGAACUUUUAGUCACUUAAGUUGAGUAACUGUUUAUUGUUUACAAAAUUAAAUUGACUGAAUAAAGUCGGGGAUAAUUUUAAAUUGUUUAGUCAUUUAUUAUGUUUAUAUAACAUAUAUUGUAUCAUCUAUUGAAUAUAGAAAUGACUCACCUUGAAGUAAUGUUUUACUAAAUAGGUACAUAUCUAUAAAAGACCAACCUUAAACAAGUCAAAAUUUUUAUUCACAAAUUUUACAAACCAUAUCAAUUUUACUAACUUUAACUCUUGAAUAUGUUGAAAGUAAUAAAUGCAUAAAGUCUUAUGUAAAAAUUACAAGGUUACUGGUAUCAUUGAGAGGAAAAAAAUAUUUCUCUUAAUGGACAGUGCAUCCUCUACUUUAAAGUUACUACUCAACGAUCCCUUCAAAAGUCAACCUAGCUCAAAGUUAGAUACCAGAAGACCCUUCUAAGAACCCGAUACUUGAGAUUGGGGACCAUGUCUUACUUGUUUUUAUGCCCUUGGCAUGAAAUACAAUAGCCUGGCCCACAGUAGGUCCUAAUAGGUGUAGCUGACUGAUCCAUCAGUUUCAUAACUACCUUGGUACCUAGAACUGUGGAUUAUUCUCUUCACUUUCUGUGUUGCAGUUGUUCUACUGUGAAAACAUAUUUGCUUGCUAUUAUACAAUAAAUUACUCUUCUUGUUUGCUUGA